This is a messenger RNA of Drosophila biarmipes, 1888 nucleotides long. Its product is annotated as protein ref(2)P. Gene Ontology annotation, biological process: synaptic signaling. The coding region runs from base 143 to 1729 and encodes 528 amino acids. Gene Ontology annotation, cellular component: plasma membrane. The transcript has a single exon. Lineage: Eukaryota; Metazoa; Arthropoda; Insecta; Diptera; Drosophilidae. The record is from RefSeq and is a predicted model, not a curated record. Gene Ontology annotation, molecular function: zinc ion binding.
UCAGUCUAGCCAGCCCUGCUCGCAAGUUCGUUCUCGCUCUCAGUUUUCAAGUAUUUUACCAAGUGAACGUUUCGUGGAUUUUUUGACUUGAAGACGACCGAGCUCUACGCUGGUGAACUGGCCACUGGUGAUCCGAUCCGCGAUGAACCGUCACGAGGGCGUUGUGUGCAAGGGAUGCGCCAAGGAGUCCUUCACGGGCAGGUGCUACCGCUGCCUGACCUGCCGCCAGUUCGACAUAUGUGCGGACUGCUACAACAACGACUUCGCCGCCGGCGAGCAUCCGUUCGACCACCCGGUGGUGUGCAUCUACACGCCGGCGGACGUGGAACUCUACUUCGGGGGCGAGUACAUCAGCAGCGAUCCGCCGCAGAGCUACCGCUGCCCGUACUGCAAGAGAUGGGGCCUGAACGAGUCCACCUUCCUGGAGCACGUCUCGUCCAUGCACCCGAAUGCCAAUCCGCUGCUGGUCUCCACCAUGGUCACGCUCUUCGAGCAGCAGCAGGCGGCGCGUCUCUUCCUGGAGGACGAGCAGUUGGCCUCCAUAGUCGCCGCUGCCACGUCGCGCAACGAUCAGAUGCGGCGCACGGUGGGCUCGCUGGAUCUCUACCUGGUGCCUCUCAAUCGGGAUGGCAGCUACAUGAAGCCAACGGCCAAGCCGAUCCUGGCUCCGGCGAACAAGGCCCUUGAGAUGUCAGCCAGGGAGCGGAUCCUGCGCGUGACACGCCGCAAUGGUGCCUCCGCGGGCCGAUCGGGCACAUCCACUGCGAGACCCCCGCCUGCACCAGCCUCGGGACACAGCUCUACCCCCGAGAUCACAACGGAUCUGGAAGACGAUAUGAUCGCCAUCGCGACCAAUCCCCGCCUGAAUUGGAUACAACGAAAUGUGGCCGCGGUCUUUGCCCUCUCGGAGGCCGGCUCCAGCUCAAACUAUGACCUCCCGACUGCAAUGGCACCACCCACCGCCCAGCAGCAGCAACAGCAGCAGGUGGCUGCCCCAGGGCCAAGUGCUGCAGCAGUGGCAGCUGCUUCUGCCUUUAUGGCUGCCCCCGUGGCCGCUCACCCAUCGCUGAACGAGAUUAUGCGCUACUAUCGCGACAACCCGGAGCCGGGCUCCGGGCGAACCGGCCGCUCCAGGCCCGCGAACCCGGCUCUGCAGCCGGCCAGCAGUGGCAGCAAUACCCGGAUUAUAAGCGUCUAUGGACCCACUUCAGCUUUGACACCGGGGCCAAACAAUUCCCGAUCCCUUUUCUUGCCCCCGGAAUUCUAUCCCCGCGACGAGCGUCGUCGCUCUGCCAGGGUGCCCACCUUUCCGGGCAAUUCGGGAGGAAUCCAGCGCGUGGGAUCCAAUGUCCGGGCUCUGGCCGCCCGCAACGUGGACUUCACUGACCUGCCGCCGGAGGAGAGUGAAAUGGCGGACUUCGAGUCCCUCCUGCGUUGCCUGAAAGAGGAGCCGGCCAAGUUGGUCAAGCAGCGGGAGCAGGAGCGCAAACGCUAUCUGUGCUAUCGCUUCCUCACGCCCAGGAGCCUCAAGCGCCUGAAUGACAACUUCCUGGUGCUGCGGGCCGAAUUCGUGGCCCAGCUGCUGUGCUCCGCCCUGUUGGAGGAGGAUUUCCAGGGGGUCUCCGUUGCCCCCAUUCGAAUCAUCAACCCGAAAAGGAAGUUUCUCUCGGGCAGCGAAAUCGCCGGCGCCGGCGAUGCUAAGAAGAACGCCCGUCGUCCUGCCCCAUGAAUUAUGAAAUCUGUUUUCUGUACGAUUUGUACCAUUUUGUAUUGGUUAAAUUUUCUGUUUAUAUCGAGAUGACUUUGGUAACUGUGGCUCAGAGCGCCAGUAAAUUCACGGCAUUUUCGGAUUAAUCUUUGAGAUGGACUGGCACAUAGAUUUAGUUUG